CUUUACCAAACAAAACGAAUUUUACUGCGAAAUCUGUAUAAUAUAAUUCUAUACAAAUGGGUAUUCUGCGUCAGCUAUUUUUUGGCAAAUAUUUAUUAGUCACCAACACCGUGAGCUGCGGCUUGAUGAUGGCAGCGGGAGAUGUGAUCCAGCAGCGCAGAGAGCACUGGAAAAAGCAUUGUUCCGACAAAUACUUUCCGAGCAGCGUCAUGGCAGCGUCACCGGAAGAUGAGAAGGCGACAGCGAUUUCCAGCACGUCUGCGUACGGACACGAUUACAUGAGGACGAGAAAUAUGAUGGUUGUAGGGCUGGUCCAAGGUCCGUUCCAUCAUUGGUUCUACACGCUCCUGGAUAAGGUUUUGCCAGGCAGGAACGCAAAGUCAGUCCUGAAAAAGACAUUUCUCGAUCAAUCGGUCGCGAGUCCCACGUGCCUGGCGAUAUUCUUCGUCGGCCUCGGGAUCAUGGAGAGCCACAAAAUUGAGGAGAUCUGCAAGGAGCUGAAGCUCAAGUUCUGCGAAACGUGGAAAGUCGACUGCUGCUUUUGGCCUCCCACGCAGUGCGUCAAUUUCCUCUUCGUGCCCCUACAUUAUCGAGUGCUUUACACGAAUGCUAUGACGAUGGUGUAUGAUAUUUUUCUAUCGUAUAUAAAAUAUGACGCUCACUUCGAGUGACAGAAAUCUCACGGCUAGUGUCUGAACAAAAGAUAUGACCGUACGAAUAACAAUUGCAUGAAGUGUAUAGAUACGCCUAUCGUUAUUAUUAAUCAUACGUAACAGUGUGCAAUAAAAUGCUGUCGGAAAGAA
This is a messenger RNA of Vollenhovia emeryi, 803 nucleotides long. Its product is annotated as mpv17-like protein 2. Gene Ontology annotation, cellular component: cytoplasm; membrane. The transcript is spliced from 4 exons. The coding region runs from base 57 to 671 and encodes 204 amino acids. Gene Ontology annotation, biological process: mitochondrial ribosome assembly. NCBI's taxonomy places the organism in Eukaryota, Metazoa, Arthropoda, Insecta, Hymenoptera, Formicidae. The record is from RefSeq and is a predicted model, not a curated record.